This is a messenger RNA of Penicillium subrubescens, 1050 nucleotides long. RefSeq lists its product as uncharacterized. Lineage: Eukaryota; Fungi; Ascomycota; Eurotiomycetes; Eurotiales; Aspergillaceae. Bases 1 to 1050 code for a protein of 349 amino acids. The record is from RefSeq and is a predicted model, not a curated record. The transcript has a single exon.
AUGGUGCUCCUCACAUCAUCCACGGUCUCCGCCAUCGUGUCGAUGGGAGUAGUCUGUAUCUUUACUCUGUUAUUAUUUGUUUCGGGCUACGUGUUACAGCAAAACUCGGUGAAGAAUAUCCAACAUGCACUACGCAAGCCACCAGAAGGCCCUCCCAUUGUAGGGCGGAGUUCGCCUGGAUCGGCAUUCCAAAGGCCUGCCCACAAACGCGGUCUGUCAGACUCGGAUCUGGGGUUAGCGGGCGAUCAAGAAGUCCUUCAUGGGAGUGGGGAUCGUCCCUCAGCCUCAAAGGGAAACUAUGCAUAUCUCCAGCUAUUGUCAAGGCCUGACCCCUCCGAUAUCUGUUCCGCCGUUCUUUUCUUCAAACAACUCGCCACCAAUGGCUCCGUCAUACCAGAUCGCCUGUUUAUGUAUCCCGAGGAGUGGGAUCGCAUGUCUGCAAAGAGGCUUGGAAAGGCGGGUUCACUAGCCUUGUCCAUCUUACGCGCUGCCAGUAUCAAGUAUGGUAUCUGGCUGCUACCGAUCGAUAUCAGCGGCGCCGUACAUGCCGGAUACACAAUGUCUGACACGAAACUGCUGCGUCUGGGACAAAUCCAGUUCAUGCAGUAUGACAGCGUGCUGUACCUGCAAUCCCCAGGUUUGAUUCUCGACACAGAAAAGCUGGACCAGGUCCUCUUGUCACGGCCGCUUCCACUCUUACACGACUGGAAUCGCCAAGAGUCCUAUGACAACGAGGCAUGGACUCCAAUGUCUUUCCGUCCAGAUCGUGACGAGAACCUGCCACCUGUCUAUUUGAUCACGGUCAACAAUGUCGAUGGUGGACGAGUCCAGACCCGUACCCAUGUGCCUAAUCCUGAUCUCACUGGAUUUGGAAACCUUGUGACUGGGCCUGCAGACUUUGAUGCGACCGGCGAGCUGCCAGGCUAUGUAUAUUUUGAGAAUGACCGUGACGGCCAGGUCAAAUGGGCUGGAAACCCGCUAUUCGGAGCCUGGCGAUCACAGCAACAUGAAGUCUGCGAAGGAAUUGACUUUGACGAAGAUCCAUUAUGA